This is a messenger RNA of Elaeis guineensis (African oil palm), 1011 nucleotides long. The record is from RefSeq and is a predicted model, not a curated record. NCBI's taxonomy places the organism in Eukaryota, Viridiplantae, Streptophyta, Magnoliopsida, Arecales, Arecaceae.
GUUCCAACGCCAACUCAGGAUCUCAAUCUCAGAAAGCAAAGCGGGAGAGAUAGAGAGAGGAAAGCGAAAGAAAAAGAAAGCGAAGAGGGAGAAGAAUUCCGAGCCUAUCCCUUCUCCCUUGAUCAGAUCAAGUAUUCAAGAUCACCGUUUAUCCAAUCCAAUUAAUAUUCCUAAAGCCACCUUCUUCCCUCUCUCUCUCUCUUUCUUCUCUCCUCUGCCGCUUUCUUUUCUCGUAUUCGUCUUCCCCGUUUUCUUCUCUCUUGGGAUUAGGGUUCCGAAGAUGAGAGGCGAGGACCAGACCUCGAGGCUCUUCUACGAGCUCUGCGCCCUCCUCCUAACCAUCCUCCGCUCUCCCCACCUCGCGAUCCCCUCCUCCGACGCUUCCCCAGCGGAGGCACCGCCGUCUCCCCGGCCGCCGCUUGCGGCGGCGGCGGCGGCGGCAGCCAGGUCCCGCGUGGCGAGGAGGCCGCAGGUGUCGCCGGUGGGCUUCGCCUCGCUCCUCCUCGGGGCGUCGCUCGCGCUCAUGCUCUGCGGGUCGGUGACGUUCGUGAUCGGGUUCAUUCUGAUGCCCUGGGUGAUCGGGCUGGUGAUGGUGUUCUAUUUCGUCGGGAUCGUGUCGAAUCUAUCGGGGUUGGGGAGGGCGAUCCUAUGCCCCGCUACCCGUUCGCCCGCGGCUUCGUCGCCCAAGGACAUCUCCGGCCAACUUUUUUCCAAACUUCCAAUUAUUUAGAUGUGAAGUUGAAACUGAUAACAGAGUAGCUCUGCCACGGGUCCAUCGCAGCAAGACUUAUUUGCAGGCCAGUAUUUGACUAGAUCCAUCUCCAUUAAUGCUGGUUUAUAUCAUCCCCAAGUCUACAACUUUCUUUAAUUUUAAUUACAUGUUGUACAAUUUAUCAGUCCUUAUGUGUUAAAUAACUUAAAAUCUUCUGAUCAACAGUUUCUUUGUAGAAUGCAAUGUAUUUUGCUAAAAGGGAUCCUAUAUAUCCUGAUGUUUACCUGUGAUGGUCUGGU